Messenger RNA from Clarias gariepinus (North African catfish), 1031 nucleotides. Its product is annotated as polymeric immunoglobulin receptor-like. The record is from RefSeq and is a predicted model, not a curated record. The transcript is spliced from 4 exons. Lineage: Eukaryota; Metazoa; Chordata; Actinopteri; Siluriformes; Clariidae. The coding region runs from base 202 to 906 and encodes 234 amino acids.
CGCAUCACACCAGGCAGUAAGUAAGACACACACACAUUUAUGCACAUACAAACAAGUACAGUACGCAUGCACACACGCACACCCACAGUGGUGUUGUUUAAGGGAACAGGAAGUUUAUGACAUUCUACAAAUACAGAAUCAACUACACAGAAAAGAGGACGUCAAAAACUAAUUUCAAUUCAACACUGGGAAAAAAGGGCCAUGCGCUGCCUUUUUAUUUUCAUUCUUUUUACUUCAAGUGUUGCCAGUCAGGCGUAUAGGCAUUUUAAUGUUAAAACUGGAGCAUCUGUCACUAUCCCAUGUGGUUAUUAUAAGAAAUAUAUACAGCAGAAGAAAUACUGGUGCUCUGGGAAAUACUUCAACUCCUGUGAAAUUCAGGCGUAUACCAAUCAAACAACGGGAAAAGUGACAGUAACUGAUAACCCAGCUGAGAGUCUCUUUACUGUAACUAUACAUAAUCUGAAUACAGGAGACACUGGAUGGUACUGGUGUGCUGUAGAGAUUGAUGGAGGGACUGAUAUUGGUGAAAACCUUCAUAUCACAGUGAAACAAGAUCCUGAUCUGUCUGUGGAUAAGAGCAGCGUGAUCGGUAAAGAAGGAGCCAUUAUCACAGUCCAGUGUCUCUACAGCACUGCAUAUCGGAAUACACAGAAGCAGUGGUGCAGUUUCAAAGACUGCAUCACAUUUAAAACAGAAACAUUCUGGGACUCAAGAAUACAGCUCAGUGAUGAUGGGGGAAGAUUCCUCAGUGUGAAUAUGAGUAGACUGAAGAAGAGUGAUGCUGGCUGGUACUGGUGCAGUGCAGGAGAUCUGCAGGUUCCUGUUCUCAUUGAAAUUAAUAAUUCAUCAGCUUCAACAAAUAAGGCAAACGAUGCUCCAGCUGAAAGGGAAAGCAAGUCAGAGUAAGUUCUGUAAGUACAAUAGUAUAUCAGUUUGACCAGAAAUUUCACAGAGCCCAAAAUAAAGCUGUACAUUUGCUUUAUAUACAGGUAUAUACACACAUAUACACAUACUGGUCACAUUUCAAUAAA